AUGGCCUUUCAAGCUCAGUGGGUCCGCGUCCGCGAGGUUGGCAUUCGCCAGUGUUUGGCCGAAUUCCUGGCUGAGGUUGACUGCCGACGCGGCACUGGCUGGCCCGAUUUCGGCCGGCCGCGUAGUUGCCUGCUCCGGCUGCGUGUGAUUAUCCGCCGCCUUUGCGCGGCAGCGGCAGUGUACGGUGGCGGCGUCCCCGACCACCUGUCGGAUGUCGUGUUCGACGACAGCCGCAGUGGCGAGCUCGUCGACCUGGGACGCGGCAGCUGCGGCAUCGUCGAGGUUGAGGUUGACGCCGAGGGAGGGCUCCGCCAAGACAGGAUGCUCCAGUUGCUCGGGCCGCUGCUCUGGCCGCGGCGGCGCGUGGGCGCCGGGCUGCGGAGCAUCUUCAAUUUCUACGCCGGGACGUGGGUCCUUGGGAGACAGAUGGUGAACGCCUUGGAUACGGUUCAGCUCCGACACGUCGCCGCGAUCAGCAAGACGAGCCCGGCGGGCCCGAGCAGCUCGACCUCGCAUCGGCAGACGGUGGGGACGCGGCCGCCCGGCGACGGGCUCGGCACGCGGCCGCCCGGCGCCGCCCCUGCCGCGGCGGCGCGGGCGCCGCAGGUGGUGCGGCCGCGCGAGAGGAGCGCGGCCAGCGGCCCCGCGAUGUUGCCGCCGGACAAGGUGGCGGCCUUCGCGGCCUUCGCGGCGGCGAUCCAGCCCGCCGUCGUUGCCCCGCCGAUGCGCGCGCAGCCCGCCGUGGUCGCCCCGCGCGAGAGGCCCGCGACGGCGGCCCUGACGGAGGUCGGGGUGGCGGAGUGCAGCCUGGGGCACCCCAUGGUGCACGCGGCGCGCCCGGGCGGCAUGUGCGAUCUCUGUGGGGCGAUGGGCGCGCCGCCCCCGCGCCGCGAGCGGGGGGGGCAGCGGGCGAGGCCAUCGGGGGGGGAGGAGGGCCCAGGCCUUCCCGCUCGGUGACGCUAAUUCGGCGCGGGGGUCCCCGCCGGUGCAGCUUGCAGUCGCCCGUGGGAGUCCAGACUCGGUGAGUCCAGGCAUGGGCGGCUGGAGUCUGUGAGUCUUUGUGUGAGCGAGUCUGGAGUCUGAGUGCGG
Molecule: messenger RNA, 1089 nt
Organism: Prorocentrum cordatum
Lineage: Eukaryota; Dinophyceae; Prorocentrales; Prorocentraceae
Source: the annotation of a GenBank genome assembly